AUGGAUAUAUUUUUAUUUAAUAUCAUUAUUGGUCUCUUUAUGUUUUCUUAUUCAAAUGUAUGGCAACCAUUCUAUAACCUUUACAACACAGAUAGGAUGAUCAACGAAUUCUCUCAUGACUGUUUCUAUUUGACAAUCCCUAACAAAGAUACUUUUGAUGAGAGUGAUAUCCUAGUUAAACAGAUAAUUGAAUACUGUACAGGUAUGCAUUUCAAAGAAGAAAAUAUCAAUGAAAAUUCAAUAUCAUCUAAAUUAAGCUUCGAUGAAUUAAAAAAACAAAAUAUAACCAGUAAGAAUCUAAUAGAAUGGUCGAGUCCUAUUGAUCUUGUUGAAGAUUAUGAACAAUUUUUGCAAGAAAUGAAUCAAUCAUCAUCAAUUGCACAAUUUUAUAAUUGUACUCUGCCAUGGUUUGGACCGUUUUGUCAGUAUAGAUUUAUUUUAAAUCAAUCAUUUUCAAAACUUACCGAAACAAUCUUUCAUCGAAGACCAGAUAGGCCCCCGAAUAUGCCAACUUUUACAUGCUAUGAGCAUUUAAAAUGUAAUCGUGGCUCACGUUAUCUCUGUCUUGAUUGGAGUGAAAUAUGUGAUGGAAAAGUCGAUUGUCUUGAUGGUGGUGAAGAUGAAAAACAUUGUCAUGAAUUGUAUAUAAAUCGAUGUGAAGAGAAUGAAUAUCAAUGUCGAAAUGGAAUGUGUGUGAAUGAAGGUUUUCUAAGAGAUGAGUUUUGGAAAUUAAUUAGUCCAGAAUGUAUGGAUGCAUCGGAUGAAAUUGGAGUGAGAGACCUCGAUGGUGGUGAUAAAUGUCUUAAUGAUCCAACGUUUCGAUGCGAAGAUUUCAUUUGUCGAACUCCUUGGCAUUUUCCUUGUGGAGAUGGCAAUUGUCUUAAAUAUGAUUUCCCAGAUAAUAAACUUCAAUGCAAUAAUCAACGAGAUCAAGCAUUCAACUUUCUAGUUGAUUGGCACAACUCCGAAGAUAUAGAGUUUCCUCGCUGUUUCAAAACUCUUGUAUGUACAUCCGUAUUGAUAUCUUCGAACGAGUUUGAUCAGCAUUGUAGAAAUUUAUGCCUUAAUAAAGAAGAAUGUAAACGACAAACUCUUGAUGGGUGUCCGUCCUCAUUCAUCGCACCAACUUUUCCUAUGUGGGGUGGCCAUGUAAGAUUAGGCUACUUUGCUAAUCAGACAAUUAACUUUGUUAAAGAAGCUAGACCUCAAUUCGUCUGUUACAAUGAAUAUUUAUGUCCAUUUCUCGUUCCAACCUUUACAGUGAAUGAUUAUACAUGUUUACACAUUGACGAGCUGAAAUUGUCAUUAUUGGAUGAUUUUUAUAAAGUAUUUAUUUCAUGCUAUAAUCCUUAUCAAAUUGAAAAUAAGACUGGCUGUGCAGAACCGACUAUGAUACGUUGCUUGGAAACGAAUAAAUGCAUUCAUGCACAUAAAAUUAAUGAUGGAAUUUCGGAUUGUUUUGGUGAUUUCGAUGAAUUGUUCUCUGCUGGCUCUUGUAUAUUGAAUGAUAGUAAAUAUCGUUUUCCAUGCAUGUCUGAGCAGAAAUGUCUGGCACAUUUCCUUGUUAAUGAUUUAAAAGUGCAUUGUAUUGGUGAAGAAGAUGAGUGGAACAUAGAUGGUAUUAGAACUACGAUUUCUGAAAUUCCUUUUUCUGCUUUGUGUAACAAUUGGCCUGAUCUGCUUCCUUUAGCAAAUGAAACUGAUGAAACUCACUGUGAACGAUGGUUGUGUGUGAAUGAAUAUACACGUUGUGAUACAGUAUGGAACUGUCCAAAAGGGAUUGAUGAAAUUAAUUGUCCAUCACCUUUUCAAUGUCCUGCAAAUCAUCAUCCUUGUCUUUUCCCAAACAAUAGUAGAAUGGAUUGUUUACAUAUAAAUUAUACUGAAGAUGGAGUUGUCAACUGUGUUGGAGGAACAGAUGAACGAUCUUACUGCAAAUCACGUGGUUCAAAUGGUAAUGUCAUGCGUUAUCGAUGUUGGAAUGAUACGAAAUGUGCUACAAUUAAAGACAGCUGUUUUGUUUGCAAGAACAGUAUCGAUCAAGUAUGUGAUUCGUCUGAUAAAGCUAAUCAAGAAAUUAUUCUUUAUUUCAAACAUAUGGAGGAUUACAUGUUUUAUGAGAUAAAAUCAUUUUCUCAUCAAUCUUCAUCUAAUUUUCCUUCAAUGCAAUUAACAACAAUAACUGACAAACAUGUGCAAGAUGAUAUGAUACCAGUGACGAAAGAGAAUACCUUUGAAGAUAUUGAUGGUCAUUAUCUGUGGAUAUGUCAUCGAGGUAUUGUGGUACUGGUCGGAAAAAAUGAAACAGAACACUGUUUUUGUCCAUCGAAUUAUUAUGGUGUUUUUUGUCAAUAUCAAAAUCAACGUAUUGCUCUAACUAUUAAAUUACGUCAAGAAAAUGUGGGAAAUUUUCAUAUCAUUGGCAUUGUCAUUAGACUAGUUGAUCAUGUCGGUUUCGUUCACUCGCAUGAACAAAUUACAUACAGUUCGAUAAUUGAUUGUAACAUGAAGUACAAUCUGUAUCUCCUCUAUCAACAACGGCCGAAGGAUAUAACAAAAAAUUAUACAAUCUAUAUCGACGCUUAUGAUAAAUUGAGUCUUAGUUAUCUUACCAGUUGGAUCAUACCAGUAAAAUUUCUCUUCAUGCCUGUUAACCGUGUUAGUGCUCUACUUACGAUUCCACUUCAUCAAGAUUGUCGCAUAUUAUGCAGUGAAAAGUACCUGAAAUCACUGAGACAUGUUAAUUUGAACUCUUGUCCAUGCAGCUUAAAUCAAANAAAAAAUUAUACAAUCUAUAUCGACGCUUAUGAUAAAUUGAGUCUUAGUUAUCUUACCAGUUGGAUCAUACCAGUAAAAUUUCUCUUCAUGCCUGUUAACCGUGUUAGUGCUCUACUUACGAUUCCACUUCAUCAAGAUUGUCGCAUAUUAUGCAGUGAAAAGUACCUGAAAUCACUGAGACAUGUUAAUUUGAACUCUUGUCCAUGCAGCUUAAAUCAAAUUCAUACAACUACUACUACUCGAUAUAAAUGUAACUGUUCACCAGAUUCGAUCUGUGUUGGUUUCGUGAAUAACCGAUCGAUUUGUCUUUGUUCUUUAAACAAAAUUGGACCACGAUGUUAUCUUAACUCAAUAUGUCAAGCAAACACGUGUAUGAAUAGUGGUGUUUGUGUACCAGACGAUGCCCGAAAUUCAUUAACUAAUUUCCAUUGUGUUUGUCCAGAUGGUUUUUUGGGGAAAUUCUGUGAAGAUAGAGAUGUGAGAAUUGACAUAAGCUUAUCUGAUGUAGAAAUGGCACCAUCUAUUCUAGCUCAUUUCAUCCGGAUUAUACAGCAUAGCAUGAUAAGCAACAGUCCAGCACCAGCACGAACAACUUUACUUCGAAAAAUUCUUUUUGGUCAAAAGACAAUCACUUUCCACAUGUCAUUUCCCUUUCAUCUUAUAUUCGCUCAGCUAGAAUACAGUUAUUAUCUUGCUGCUCUUCAACACAAUUAUACACGUUCGAUUAUUAUUUCUACGCAACUUGCACCAUCACAACGUUGUCCACACAUUCGAGAACUCUUCGAUGAAGUAACCGUUAAUUAUUCAACCCUUCGUCGUGCAAAAUAUUAUCACGUGGCAUGUCAAGAACAUACUGAUCUUCGUUGUUUUCAUGAUAAUGAAACAUUUAUGUGUCUAUGUACCGAAAAAAGACAUGCCAAUUGUUUUCAUUUCGACUUUCAUAUGAAUUACAACUGUUCAGGCGUCCAUGACUGUCAAAAUGGAGGGCGAUGUUUUCAAGAUGAUCCACACUGUCCAACAAAAAGGAUCUGUGUUUGUCAAGAAUGUUUUUAUGGUUCUAAAUGUGAACGUAGUACUAAACAUUCGGGUCUUUCACUUGAUUCCAUCCUAGGUUAUCAUAUUCAUCCACAUCUUUCGAUAAUCCGACAAUCAUCACCUGUUCUGAUCAGCAUUACUAUAGCCACAUUCAUGCUUAUUUUUGGUCUUAUUAGUGGAACUCUAUCGAUGGUUACUUUUCAAGCAAAAUCUACUCGAGAAAUCGGUUGUGGUCUUUAUCUAUUUGUUUCAUCAAUAACAGCAAUUAUGACAAUAAUUACUUUUUAUUUUAAACUAUGGUUUCUUAUUUUUUCUCAAAUGAAUAUUAUCACUUCGCGAAGGUUUUUGUUGAUCAAUUCUAUUACAAUGGAAUUUUUUCUUCGAUUUUUAAUGGUUACGACUGAGUGGCUAUAUGGUUGUGUGGCUUUAGAGCGACUUUUAGUUGCUUUUUUAGGUGUCAAAUUUAACAAAACAAAGAGCAAACAAGCCACAAAACGAGUUAUCUUUGUAAUUGUUCUAUUUGCUGCUGCUUCUAUUCUUCACGAUCCUAUAUAUCGUCGUCUAUUUGAUGAUAUUGAAGAAAAAAGAACAUGGUGUUGGGUUGAAUUUACAUUGAACAUUGAAAUCUACAAUAGAUUUAUCAAUCUUUUUCAUUUUAUUAUUCCAUUCUCACUCAAUUUCAUCUCAGCUAUUAGUAUCAUUAUUAUUACUGCAAGACAACGUUCGACUAUUAAGAAAGAAACUACCUUCAAAAGUCACUUAAGAGAACAACUUGACCAUCACAAAUAUCUUAUCAUUAGUUCAAUUUUAUUGGUUAUCUUAUCAUUACCUCGUCUAGUCAUUUCCUUCAUAUCUAAUUGUAUGAAAUCACCAAAAGAAUAUAAGUUGUUUUUGUCUGGCUAUUUUAUUUCGUUCAUUCCACCGUUACUUCACUUCUUCAUUUUUGUAUUACCAUCGGAAGUUUAUAGGAAGGAAUCUCAAAUGAUAAUAAGACGUAAAUGGGAAGCAUUUCGACGUCAUUACAAUCUCAGUACCUGA
This is a messenger RNA of Adineta ricciae, 4851 nucleotides long. NCBI's taxonomy places the organism in Eukaryota, Metazoa, Rotifera, Eurotatoria, Adinetida, Adinetidae. The record is from the annotation of a GenBank genome assembly.